AGACACGAUACUCGGGGAAAACCGAACGGUUAAACUCUGUUUUACUACAAAAAGGAGAAUAACUCUAGAGGGGAUUGUCAAGCAACAUGGAGAAUAACUCAAGGAUAGAUCCGAAUUACAAAAAGGAAAUAUAUCAAGCAACAUGGAGAAGAACUCUAGAGGGGAUUGUCAAGCUAUAAGCCUCCGAAGUGGAAAGGAAGUUAAAAUGUCCAAAACUCAACAAUCGGAAGGUCCAAAGGAGGAUGAACAACAAGCGAACCGCCCAUGUGAGAGUCCAAAGGAAACAAAGAAGAAUGAAGUCCAAGAAAAGACUAUGUCGGAGAAUGAAGUGGAGGCUCAACCUAAAAGCAAGGAGCCAAUCAAAGCAAACACUCCACCUAUCUCUUUUCCGGCCCGGAUGACAAGAAAGAUUGAUAAUGAUCAAUUUGGGAAGUUCUUGGCACCCUUCAUCCCCUGAAAAAAGCCCUCUAAACCUAAACUUAGACCGGUUCCCGUUGCAUCCAAUGAUCCUAUGAAAAUGGUCUCUUUCGUCAAGGACCAACUCUAUCUUAUGGAGAUGACCAUACUGCGACAAUUUGAAUCUCUUUCAAAGUCUAUUGCUGGCUUGGCAGGACGCGUGGACCAUCUGCCUGAAUCCCAUGGUACUAUUCGAAAUGAUUUUCAAAUAUUCAAGGGAGAGGUAUUUGGGAAGCUUGAAGAAUUUGCUUUUAAUGUGCUUAGGAUGAUUGUUUCAUCAUCUGAUGAAGAGUGAUUGAAAAAUUUCACUUAUCUGUCUGGGAUGGGGGUACAUUAUUACAUUUUUUGCUCACUAUCACACUUAACUGUUUUAGGCACUGUUUUGAUUCUUCUUAUUUCCUUUUGUUUGAUGACAAAAGGGGGAAAUAUUAGGCGCCUCUUUUUGAUUUGAUGCUACUCUACAAAUGGCUACUCCCUCCGUCCCAUUUAAAGGGAUCAGUUAACUUUAUGGUCAGUCAAACGUCGUAAACCAUGUGGGAACGUUUAAAUGGGACGGAGGGAGUACUAUUUCUGGUUACUAAUCUACAGGGAAAAUCUAUAUGGCACCUAAUGUGUGUCAUCAACAAAAAGAGGGAAUUUGUUGAAUGUAUUAUUUUGUUGAUGACUGGCCCUGCAUGAACAAAGGAUAGAAUUGCCCUAAGGUUCAAAUAUACAUCAUUAUUUUGUUAAUGACUAACCAUGCAGGUGAAACGGCAGACACAACCGUCCACAGUUCCUUAAGGAACAGAGAACAGAACUUUCAUAGUUCUGUGUAGAUGAUUGGCUUGAUUAAAUAUGCUUGCACCUAAUUGUCUAUUAAGUUAUUAUGGCAUGCUUAUACGGUUGUUGAAUUAAAUGAUGAAAUACCUUGCCUAUGUGCUCACUUGUUUUAAUAGGCCAAUUAUUUAGUCUAGACUAUUUUAAGCAAUGAUCUUUUCCUGCAUGACUAUUUUAUAAGUGAAGCAUGACUCAUUUAAUCACCUUCCAUGCAUGAUUAGAUACACAUCCAAUAAUUGACUUGUUACACAUAGCUUGACAUUUUAUGGAAAGGAUCUCCGACUGCUUCACAUGAUUCCAUGACUUAAUGUGUGAAUAAAUCAUUGCGUGCUUAUAUAUAUUAAGUAAAUAAUUUUGCUUCCCCUAAUAUACGAUGGUGUGUGUGUGUGUGUAUACACACACAUUUGUGAGAAAUCAUCUUUGUUUGAAAUAUGUUCCAUAUACGUAUGCAUGAGUCUGUUACACUUAAAAGGAAGAAUCUCCAUAAAAAAGAAAGGACAUUCAAAUCAUAACAAGGCAAGUCCUACGCUUGGUAACUUGGCCAUCCAAGGAGAAAAAGUCUCAACGGAUCGGAUCUACACCAAGCAACUAUAUAUAUCGAAGAUCAAAAUGAAGAAUGUGUGCUUGACCGAGAAAACUAUUGAGAGACAUACUCAUCAAAGAACUACCGGAGUCCAAGGCACCUGAAACUGCUCACAUAGAGUUCUAGAUAUAGUUCCUACUUUUCCUUCUUCCUUUUUGUAAUGGGGUUUUGAGGCUUGGCUAACUGUAGCAUCCUCGGGUUGGUAAGUGUGUGAUGAGAGUUUUGUUGUAAAGCUGAGUGGCUCUCUACUCGCAAAGGUAGAGAAGCAUAACUCUUCCUAGAGAGGAUAGAGUUGGAGUGGCUCAAGGGUAAACUAGGAGAAUUUCUCUUGUAACCAUUCAAAGCUUUUUAGUGAAGUUAUUAAAAUUCCUCCGGGGGAGGUCGACGUUUUAAUCCC
This is a messenger RNA of Cuscuta europaea, 2252 nucleotides long. The record is from the annotation of a GenBank genome assembly. NCBI's taxonomy places the organism in Eukaryota, Viridiplantae, Streptophyta, Magnoliopsida, Solanales, Convolvulaceae.